Molecule: messenger RNA, 730 nt
Organism: Dreissena polymorpha
Lineage: Eukaryota; Metazoa; Mollusca; Bivalvia; Myida; Dreissenidae
Product: perlucin-like
Exons: 5
Coding region: 123-605 (160 amino acids)
Source: RefSeq, a predicted model, not a curated record
CCUCUGUUGAAACACACAUAGAUAACAAGACAAGAAAGUGUGUUGUACUAAUCAAUUCUUCAAGUAAUUCGACCAUAACUCUCAAUUACACUAUAAUUAGGUAUACUAAUGUGCAUGUAAGCAUGUGGGUUAUUUUGUAUGCGACUAUUUCAGCGCUUGCCGUUGCAGUGCACGGCUACUGCCCGGCCGGGUUCGAGGCUCUGGGAGACCACUGCUACGUCAUCUUGAAGGUGAUGGGAUCCUAUGCCGAGGGAAAGACGUAUUGCGAAGACGCGGGCGCUUCUCUUGCCGUGAUCCGUAGUCGAGAAGAGGAGGUUCUGAUAGAUAGCUACAUCCAUCGACACAUGAGUCAAAUCCAGACCACCCAGAUCUGGAUCGGCGGUUCCGACCUCCUUCAGGAAGGGACCUUCCUGGCCCCUGGGAGCCAGGAGGUGUUGACCUACCUCAACUGGGCCCCGGGGCAGCCCGACAACAUCGGCACGGGCCAACACUGUCUAAACAUUUUCCGAGAUGACGCACAAUUGCGAUGGGAUGACGACAAUUGUGAAUUGGAUAGAUUCCCGUUGUGUCAAAGGGAACAAGUGGAUCAGCCGGUUGUUGGAUAGAUCAGCCGAUUGUUGGAUACAUCAGCCGAUUGUUGGAUACAUCAGCCGAUUGUUGGAUACAUCAGCCGAUUGUUGGAUAGAUAACGAUUGUGUUAUAACAUAGAGAAAUAAAGCAUAAGUGAAAC